AUGGCACCGCCAGCGAUUCCCGCCUCGCGCAUGCGCGAUGGUCUCGAGGUGGUGCAUGCCUCGAUCGAAGAUUUCGCCACCACCUACCGCGCCUGGCUCACGCUCGCACCGGCCUACAGCUAUGCGCCUGCGCUGCUCCCCUCGGACGAUGCGGCGCAGUAUAUGCCAGAUGCCGAGACGCUCGCGAGAGCAUACUGUCCAAUCGCAGGCCCGCGGUGGGACGAGCAUCGCGAACGCAUGCUCGCCUCGACCUCGCUCAAGGGCCUCACGGUGCUGCGCAGCCAGGUCGAGUCCGAACUCACCGCGCUCGACCGUCUCACCGCAGAGAGGGGAAACUGGGACCAACCGCAUCCGUACUCGAAUGGGACCCACCAUAUCCGGUUCUGGGAAGAGAUCCUCUAUGUUGCAUUCGCACGUGGGCCCGUGGUGUCGAUCCAGGACCGCUUCGCGUUUAGCAUGAGCGCGGCCUUGCGACGCAAGAAAAAGAUGCGCAAACCAAGGGGGCAGAACGUCAACAGCCAGAGCGUCAAGGUCGACGUCGUGGCGAACAACGGCGAUGCAUGGACAAGGAUGUACAUCGUCAAGCCCGAACGGCUCAGGCAGGAGUUCAGGGAGGCAGAGAGCUACAUGGUCGACGAACAGGACUCGAGCACGGAUGAAGACUCCAAGUCGGAGGGCGCAGACAGCUUUCACGAACACCGGCAUACUCCACAGUGCUCGGCCGCCGCAGCGUCAGUCGCGUGGGAUGUGGCGGCGCAAAAGUGCUCGCUCACCAAGCUUGUUCACGAACUCAGGGCUGCGGCGGAUACAGAGGCGAGCGCGCGUGUCAAGCGGUCCGAAGAAGAUGGGAGGAGCUUGCCCUUGGUUCCGAUACGAGUAGAGAUCGUCGUGACGCGCAUGCAGCUCCAAGAGCCCUCGCAGCCUCUGCCGGAGGCGCUCGCCGCGUUCUACCAAAUGCCAGAGUGGGACCGCUUCAACCACCGCCUAGCCGCGAUCGUGCAAGAAGCAGAACGGUACAACGUCGACAUGGUGUUUGGCCACCGCUCGUUGCCGCUUCAUCUCGCCCGUCUGCCUCCCAGCAUCGGCCUCACGUCGAACGAAGAGGGUAUGGCGCUACCCAAGAUCGCACAGGCACCCAGCAAACCGCCCUGGCGCACCACGAGCAAGAUCAACCUCGACGUCACGGCGAUGAUUGCGCUGGUCAGCGAUACCACCCACGGCGUCUUUCGCGAAGGCAGCGCAUCGACCAUGCUGGAUGAGAGCAUGCGACAUCCCAAGAUCGAGGAUGCCGAGUGUGGAUCGGGCGCAAAGUAUCAGCAUCACUUUCGCACGUUUAGCAUCCGCAAGGAGGCGCUCGAGGCGAGAGCGGCCGAGCUGUCGCUGCACGACGAUGGGCACGACGAGGCGGCGCGCGCGCUCGACCAUGCGGCCGCAAAGGAGGGCAGGGCUCUGGCGAUCCAGCUCGAGCGCGAGCUCAAUGUCGAGACGCUCUUCGAUGCGAUCCUGGGCCCGAUCGCGGGCACCGGCGCGGCGCCUCGACAGCCGGUGCAGCUCUUUGCCACCGUGGGUGCGUUUGACAGGCUGCGUCGUGUGAGCGCAACAGUCGGCGGACCGAGCGAAAAGCGUCGCGUCAAAGCCCUGCUCGGUGAACCCGGGAGCGAUCCGCACGACUUUUGGCGUGGGUCAAAGUGGGAUGUACACGAGCACGAAGAGUUGCGUCGGUGUGUCGUGCUGCCCGUACAGGCGCUGCAAGACCUGGGGCCGGGAGGGUUCGAAUCGAUGGAAAGGCUCAAGCAGGUGUAUCCGGACCUGCCGCGUGCGCAUUUCAUCUCGCACAUGGUCGACACGCUCGAGAGCUGUCUGAGCGAGCUGUGGGGUGCGGACUGGCGCGAUAUCUCGGAGGAUCUACCGAGGAGCAAGUACAAGAAGCUGCGGCAGAGCACGGUGCACCAGGCGGGAGGUCAGACGUAUACGACGCUAAGGUCGAUGCAUGCGUGUGCGCGAUACGGCAUGACCACGCUCACCAGCAACAUGGACAGCGUACAGUGGCUGCUCAAGGAGAUGAGUCGACGUCCCUACUCGGACCAGACGAAGCAGGUGUUGCGCGAGGCGACGCAGCAGGAGCUCGAGGAGAUCAGAGCACAGCAAAGCGAGUUUGUGGCGUGCUUUAUCGUGCUGCACCCCAGAUCGUUGUCCGAGCAGAUGAGGGUGACCACCGAGGCGCCCGCGUGGAGAGAGGUGCUCGAUGGAUAUCCCGCGGACACCGGCAAGCAGUCAAAAGUAGAGACCAAUGGCCACGCGGAAGUACAGGGCUACACGAUCGAUGAUUCGGAGGAGCGUAUCGCGUCGUCACACGGCGUGGCGUUCUCGGUGGAUGCGAUUGCGCUGGCGAGGCAGCGCGAGACGUACGACAGCAGCCUGCACGCAUCGUCGCACCAGAGCGACAGCAUGGGUGCCAGUCAGCCCGACACGAUCAAGAAGCACUCGCCAAUGACGCCGCUCGGCCUGCAGCCCGAGAUCGAACCCAUCUUUUAUGCCGAGCACGCCGAGCACGAGCAGGCGCCGACAGUGCGGCGUGGGGUGACGGACCGCUUGCGCGCGUUUGUACUCGGUCCCCAUCCACCGAAACAUCUCAGCCUAGGGCAUUAUCGGUGGUGGCCGCUGGCCCGCGUCGAACGGGCUUGGAUCCGCCUCACCAGCGCGCUCGCAUGGAAGCAGCCCCCCGAAUCCACCCACUGCUUCGGAGGCGGCGCCGAGAUGGAUUCGGACGUGCCUCCCGGUCUCGCGUGGUGGCGCAGCGUCACGGCGGACUUCAAGUUCAACAAGCUGCACUGGAUCGCCCUAGUAGCGGUCUACAUCGGCUGGAUUUUGGGCUUUGCAUUUCUCGCCAAGGCGAUGUGGUACGAAUCUUCCCUAACUAUCGACGGAAUGGAGAGCACGCCGGCGUUUCUGUCGUGCACCUCGACGUACUGGCUGCGCAAUGGCGAGUGCGGGAUCAACGGCGAGGCAUGUGCGCCGUUCUACACGCCCGCUGCCGAGGCGGGGCAGCCAUUUAGGUGCCCCGCAAAGUGCGUGGAUGUGACGCUGCUCAAUCCGCGCGCGGUGGGUGACGAGCUGGUCAACUAUCGACCACUGGUAGUUGGGGGUGGCGAUGCGAAUCGCACGUAUCGCGGCGACUCGUUCAUCUGCGCGGCGGCGAUCCAUGCCGGCGUGAUCCGCAACGAGCGGGGAGGGUGCGGGUCGGUGCGGUUGGUCGGCGCACAGGCUGGAUUCGACGCAAGCACCGCGCACGGGAUCGAGUCGGUCGCAUUCGAUGCAGCCUUCCCGGUGGCGUACAGGUUCGAAGCCGUGCAGGGCCAGACGGACUGCACGGAUCGACGGUGGCAAGGGUACGUGGUAAAUGCGCUCAUGACGGCAGUGGUCGGGUUCGUGCUGCGCCCGAAACGAGUUGUCUGGUUCUGGACGCUGGCGUGCGUGGGCUUCUGGCACAUCACGCUUGUCUCGGAGCCGCGCGACUAUCCUCCGCCCAUCGGCGCAGCUGUGGGCGACUUUCUGCCGUUCCUCUUUGUGUGCUACGCCAUCUGGCGGCUAGCCUUCCGCUUCGUCUGGCCCGCCUUCACCCACCUCCCGCUCGAGAGCACGUUCUGGACACUCGGCUUCUGGUGGCUCGGUGUCUUGCUCAAUGUGGUCUUUGACAAGGUGCCGUUGCAGCGACUGGUGGCGCGCGACAUCAGCCAGCAGCCCGGCAGUUUGGUUGCGCUCAUCGUCAUCGUGGUGGUGGUGGUGGCGAUCGCGGUGAACCAGGUGCGCGUGAUGCGCGCGACGGGCGAGCUGCCCAAGUACCUCUCGCUGUACGCUGUCGGCGGCGUGGUGGUGGGACUGGCAGCGGCGGUGCCGGGCGAAACGCUGCGUCUGCACCACUACAUCAUCGCGCUCGUGCUGCUACCUGCGUGUGCGUUCCCCACGCGCCUCGGCCUGGUCUACAUCGCCUUUCUGCUCGGCAUGUACACAAACGGCAUCGCAAGGUGGGGCUUCGACGGCCUGCUGCAGGAUAACGCCGUGGUGCAGGGAGACGCCACGGGCGGCACCGCAAGACCGAGCUUCAACACGACCGCGCGAGACUGGGCGCAGUCGGACGGGGUGGUGCGGUGGAAUGCGUUCGAGGAUGGCGGGUGGGACGCGUACCAGCUGCUGGUGGAUGAUGUGCUGCGCUACCAGGGUGCGCAGACGAGCUUUAAUCUGACGAGCGUGGUGAAUACGAUGGUGCAGCAGAUCGAGGCAGACGGACAGCCGCUCGACACGGCGCCGAGCAACUCGACGAUGGGCGCAAAGCACUAUGUGCGCGUGGCGUUUAGCGCGGCUGGCAGUCCCGGCGACUUUACGCGUGCGGCUGUAGCUCUAGCCAACGGGACAUGGAUCCCCGCCCCACCCGGCGCAACGUAG
Messenger RNA from Moesziomyces antarcticus, 4443 nucleotides. RefSeq names its product LCCL domain-containing protein. The transcript has a single exon. The coding region runs from base 1 to 4443 and encodes 1480 amino acids. The record is from RefSeq and is a predicted model, not a curated record. NCBI's taxonomy places the organism in Eukaryota, Fungi, Basidiomycota, Ustilaginomycetes, Ustilaginales, Ustilaginaceae.